Aureobasidium pullulans EXF-150 is the source of this 591-nucleotide messenger RNA. RefSeq lists its product as uncharacterized. NCBI's taxonomy places the organism in Eukaryota, Fungi, Ascomycota, Dothideomycetes, Dothideales, Saccotheciaceae. The record is from RefSeq and is a predicted model, not a curated record. The coding region runs from base 1 to 591 and encodes 196 amino acids. The transcript has 2 exons.
AUGACCGACCAAAAUAUCAUUCUUUCGAGUACCGAAAAGCAGGAGAAAAACAUCGACGAAGUAACGCCUAGAUCUACUCCAGAUGUUGAAUCACAAACCAUACCCGAUGAUGGAUUCUUCGCUCACGUCUCCACCCGCCUCACCACGCACCUUCAAGAGCCCGUUUGCUCGACCUCUCAUUUCCUCGAAGCCGAACUCCUCCUCCUCUCCUUUGCAACCGGCAUCCUCGACGGCGUAUCCUUCCCCGAAUUCUCCUGCUUCACCUCACGCCAAAAUGGGAAUACCGUUCUCUUCGCCAUCGCCGCUUUGAAAAUCCCAACACAUGGGUCCGAAGCCCUGAUUGAUGCCUCUCAUGCUGCAAUCGCGUUAUCUAUGUUUUCCGCUGCAGUAUUUUUGCAAGGGCAGGCGGCGAAUUGGUUGGGGUGUGGUGUUGGUGGUUGGAGCGGCGGUGAUCGCUUUCUUCAACACUCACGCGGAUACAAGACUUACACAGUCGACUCUGGCGUUGCUGGCGUUAUGUUCAGGCAUGCAAGUCGGUCUUGUCCGUGGACUGGAAGUCAAAGAUAUCACUACGGCGAUGGUGACGGCUAG